AUGACUGCUACCUCAAGCCGUAUUCGCAACGGUGUCAUAACCGCUCUUGUUUUCUCCAGCAUCUGUGGUGGCGCCGUUAUCCGAUCAAAAUCUAGCCAGGAACUUCAAGUCACGUACAAAGAGAAUACGGUAUGUGAAACCACGCCGGGCGUCAAAUCCUAUAGUGGAUAUAUCAAAAUCCCUGCAACUCUAGAUCCGCCGCUUCAACCGUACGACGCGAACAUGUUCUUCUGGUUCUUCGAGGCAAAGGAAAACCCUUCAACAGCUCCGCUGAGCAUAUGGCUUGCUGGCGGGCCGGGAUCUGCCAGUAUGGACGCGGCUGUCUCUGGACACAGCGGACCAUGCAUCGUUCAGGAUGACUCGAACACCACGACCCCGAACCCUUGGAGUUGGAAUAACAAAGUCAACUUGUUGUACAUUGAUCAGCCUGUUCAGACCGGCUACUCAUAUGAUGUCGUUACUGAGGGCGUCCUGGACACUCUCACCGGUGACAUUGACGUCUCUGGAGAUGAUGUUCCCCUUAACUUUACAGCUGUCAAAGGGAAGUUUUCUAGUCAAAAUCCGACCACGACGGCGAACACCACAGGUAUUGCCGCAAAGGCAAUUUCCAACUUCCUCCAGCUAUGGUUUCAAGAGUUCGACACCUAUAAGCGAGACAACAUCAGUAUCUGGUCAGAGUCCUAUGGUGGCCACUAUGCCCCAGCCAUCGCCGCGCUGCUCAUGAAGGAGAAGGCUGCUGCCAGCAGCGCCGAGAGCAAGCGAAGCUGCGGUAGUGUUCCGCCGUUCCAUGUUGGAAUUGAUUCAGUCGGCAUCAUUAACGGCCUCAUCGACAUAACUGUGCAGGCACCAUUCUACCCGUCUUUCGCGAUCAAUAACACAUACAGCAUAAUGGCCUACAACGAGACCGUUGCGCAGCUGGCAGUGGACAAUUUAUACAAGGAGGGCGGGUGCAUGGAGCAGGCAUUGGCGUGCCGGGCACUGGCCGAGGAGAGUGACCCUGACAACUAUGCGAACAAUGAGACUGUAGCCGAGGUCUGCGGAACAGGUCUUGCGUAUUGCUGGGAGAACGUAUAUGGCUUCUACGAUGCGCUAUCAGGGCGCAACUGGUUCGACAUUGGGAAUUUCAUGCCGGACUCAGUCCCUGAACCCUAUGCGUAUGGGUUCCUUAAUAACGAGUGGGUCAUAGAAGCCCUCGGAGCGAACGUCAACUACAGCAUCAACAACAAUGUGAUUGGCAUGGGUUUUGCUAUGAAUGGCGACCUCAUCCGCGGCGGAUUCAAAGAGGAUCUAGCUAAUCUCCUAGACCAAGGAGUCAAGGUAGCUCUCAUCAACGGUGAUCGUGAUUACAGAUGCAAUUGGCUUGGCGGUGAAGCUGUCAGUCUGGCCACGAAUUAUAGCCAGAGUGAUGAUUUUGCAGCAGCGGGAUACACAGAUAUCUCUGUUAACGGGAGCUAUGUGGGCGGCAAGGUUCGACAGCAUGGGUUGUUCUCUUUCUCGCGAGUCUAUGAAGCCGGCCAUUCGGUAUCGCAUUAUCAACCGGAGACUGUCUACAGGAUCUUCAUUCGCUCCAUCUUUGGGCAAGAUGUAGCUACCGGGACCGUGUCUGUUGUUGACGACCCGAGCUACUCCACCACCGGGCCUUCUUCAGUAUUUGAUGUCAAGAAUGCCAUUCCAGAGCAGCACCCCAUCGAGUGUUAUGUCGAAGCAGCGCCGCUUCCUCUGAGUUGCACAGACAACCAGAUCGCAGCUCUGCUCAACGGGACAGCUGUCGUUGAGAAUCGGGUCGUGAUGGAUCCCGCGGAAUGA
Messenger RNA from Phaeoacremonium minimum UCRPA7, 1806 nucleotides. Its product is annotated as putative carboxypeptidase s1 protein. The transcript is spliced from 6 exons. Gene Ontology annotation, molecular function: serine-type carboxypeptidase activity. The coding region runs from base 1 to 1806 and encodes 601 amino acids. Gene Ontology annotation, cellular component: fungal-type vacuole. The record is from RefSeq and is a predicted model, not a curated record. NCBI's taxonomy places the organism in Eukaryota, Fungi, Ascomycota, Sordariomycetes, Togniniales, Togniniaceae. Gene Ontology annotation, biological process: proteolysis.